UACAAUGUAAAUACUAGGUUUCCUACUUCAUUGGUAAAUACGGAUAAAUUGUUUGGCAUUACUAAAUAAAAUAAAAAUCAAAGAUAACAUGCUAAAAUGUUGGAUUUAAAGGCCUGCUUUGUAUGCUUUAGUGUUGAAACGAAGUUAAUUAAUUUGGAUCGAGAGAAAGUGAGAAAAGAUUUUAACUUGAUUUCCGGUCUUCAGACUAAGCCUGGUGAAGGCCUUCCAGAAUACUUGUGUGUGUAUUGUUUGGCUUUUGUAAAACGCUCAAUUAAGUUCCGAGAAAAAUGUAAGAGAGCUCAUUUUGCUUUACAAGAAAUUCUGCAAAACUGUAAAGAGAUAAAAACAUAUCACUUAACAUCAUUUGAUGGAAAACGUCUGGGCAUUGGACCCCAGCUAUCCUAUGUGGACCUAGACAAAACUCACUAUGAACAAACAAAAUUUCAAUGGGUGAAACAUAAUCGGAUCAUUACAACUACAGGUGACAUAAUCCCAGUAGCUCACUGCAGUACACUGGCAAACCAAGACAUAUUUUUUGAAAUUGAAGUAAAGAAUAAUGAAUUAUCUGAGAAAGUUAAAACAGAAGUUGUAGAAGAGCAAUUUGUGAAAAGUUUGACAAAAAAUGAAACAUAUGAAGACACAAAUCUAGAUGCUGGAGUUGAUGAUGAUUAUUAUGACACAGAAGUUCAGAAUGACAGUGAUGGCCAGGAGACAUUAUUUCCUGUUAUGUCUUGUGACAUUAAUAAGGAUGAAAAUGACAAGGCCGAUGAGGAAUAUGCAAAUGUAUACCCUAUAUCAGUGAAAGAAGCAAAAGCAGCAUUAGAGGUUCAUAGGUUGUAUAGCAGUAAUGGGAAGCAUAUGUGUUCAAUUUGUAGUAAAAGACAUAACAGUGCCGAACGUCACAAAAUACAUUUGAGGAUGCAUGAUAAGCACAUUAGCGGCAAAUAUCAUUGCAAAAUAUGUAAUUAUUAUUACAAAACGGAAUUUCUUCUACAGUCACACAUGACUGAGAAACACAUGUACAAAUAUGUUUGUACUAAAUGUAAGGAGGUCAAUUUUGAUAGAGCUUCAGCAAAACAGCAUUUCAUAUGGACUCACAUGCAGAAAGGACACAAAAAAGAUGAUACUUGGUACAAAAACAGACCGACGUGGCUUAGUUCCAGAGGAGGCAAACGGAUUAAAGGCUCAAAACACAGCAAAACUCCUGUGACUACCAGUAGAAAAUUCUCAAAGCUUCCGGAAGACUUCCUAGUUUAUUCUCCCAUAAGUCAUUUAGAACAAUACCAGCUAGUACAGGACAGAAAAAAGACAAAUAACUAUUUGGAUUCACUUUUCAAAUGCGAACUGUGUUAUAGAGGCUUUAGGGAAUCCACUACAUAUGAAAAGCAUAUGAAGAAACAUGAUCCGACCGUAUCUGGUAAUGUUCAAUGUGAUAUGUGCAAACUGUAUUUCUUGAAUCAAAGGAAACUCUACAAGCAUAUGAGUUGUACGCAUCUAUUCAAGUAUUCAUGUCGUUUGUGCAGUUUCGUAUGCGUCAAUAGGGGUCAAGCGCAUGCGCAUUACAGAUGGCACAAAAAUGUAACGUACCCCUGUCCCCACUGUGAUAAAGUAUUCAAAAAAAUAUCAACGCAGCUAACACACAUACGACUGAAACACCCUUCGAACAACAUCUGCAAUCUGUGCGGGCACAGCUUCGUCGGUGAGAACGGACUGUACUGUCACAAGCAGAUCGCGCACUCAGUAGAGGAGAGGGAACUGAGUCAGUCUGUGUCUGUGAACCCUUCGGACUCCAUGUACUGCGCCGCCUGCGGGAUACAGUUCCUCAACGAGGAAGCGUUCAACACGCAUCUGGGCAGCUCCAAUAAACACGCCACCGUCAAUGAGUCGAUACUGAUGAAGCGCAAGCCGGGCGCGGCGCGAGGCGGGGGGCGCGGGCGGCCGGCGCGCACGCACGCGCUCGCCUCGCACAUCGUCAACAACGGGCUCACCACCUCCACCAACUGUGAAGUCUGCGGCAAGUUCCUGUCGAACGACGUGCAGGCGCGCAAGCAUUACGAGACCGAGCACCCCGGCACCGAGUACCUCAAGCGGUACAUGUGCGACGUGUGCGGACACACCACGCGGCAAUACGCUAACCUGAUGGUCCACAUGCGGACGCACACGAAUGAGAAGCCGUACGAGUGUCCGCAGUGCGACCGGAGGUUCAGCAUGCCCAGCAACCGAGACAGGCACAUAGCGGUCCACACCGGCGAGAAGCGUUACCAGUGUCACCACUGCAACCGACGGUUCACGCAGAGCAACGCGGUGAAGCUUCACAUCCAGACCGUUCACCUGAAGAUCCCGUACGCGCCCUGGGACAAGAAGAACCGGAAGCGGCGCAAGGACGUGGAGCCUGCCCCCGCGCCCCCCGCGCUGCCCUGCCCCCCGCCGCAACACAAGGUGCUGCUGGAGGCGCAGGGAGACUACCUCAACGCCUACAUCACGUACAACGAUGUGUGAUGUUAUCUAUCUAUAUAUAUAUAUGAAGUCGUCGUGGCCUAAAAGAUAAGACAUCCGGUGCAUUCGUAUCUAGCGAUGCACCGGUGCUCGAA
This is a messenger RNA of Bombyx mandarina (wild silkworm), 2591 nucleotides long. RefSeq names its product zinc finger protein 616-like. The record is from RefSeq and is a predicted model, not a curated record. NCBI's taxonomy places the organism in Eukaryota, Metazoa, Arthropoda, Insecta, Lepidoptera, Bombycidae.